AUGACGAAAGCAUGGAUGAUUCCAAAGGUUUCGCACGAUCUUUCGUUCGCACUUUGUGACUAUCUUCGCGAGAAAAUGUACCUUGAUGCGCUAAUCAAGCUGUUCAUUGGACAGACUACCUGCGAACCAGGUAACGACUUUUCACCCACGCACCAUUUUGGCAGUGGAUACAUAGUAAGUACAUUUCCAGUUCGUCUGGCAUGUGGGCGCGUACUGGAGGAGUGUAUGUCGUUAAACAAUCGCGAGUACAUAGUCAACAAGGUCAGCAGAAUUUUUGUUUGCUUACAUAUCAUUCUGCAAAACCUUCUGCUCCAGGGAUGGCUGAAGAAGAUUGUGACGAUGGCGAUGAAGUUGAAUAAAAAUGCUGAACAACAGCGAAUGAGCCUUAGCAUUAUGGAAAGCAUGUUCAAACAUAGUUCAAGCACUUCUCUAAAGUAUGAGCUGUUAUUUACCGAUAAAUCAGCUCAGCUGUUACUUUCCAAACGAGAAUGCUUACACUUAUAG
Strongylus vulgaris is the source of this 504-nucleotide messenger RNA. The record is from the annotation of a GenBank genome assembly. NCBI's taxonomy places the organism in Eukaryota, Metazoa, Nematoda, Chromadorea, Rhabditida, Strongylidae.